Molecule: messenger RNA, 4926 nt
Organism: Conger conger (European conger)
Lineage: Eukaryota; Metazoa; Chordata; Actinopteri; Anguilliformes; Congridae
Gene: dab1a
Product: DAB adaptor protein 1a
Exons: 15
Coding region: 356-2017 (553 amino acids)
Biological process (GO): ventral spinal cord development; lateral motor column neuron migration
Source: RefSeq, a predicted model, not a curated record
AAGAGAGAAGGGAAAAAGAAGCGCUCAAAUCCCGACACAGUUCAGCGAUGAUGGGAAGGAUGUAGUCCAGUUUUUACUGAAUGUUCCUGGGAUGGAAAACAGGAUUACCUUUCUUUUAGAAACAGUAUGGGCAUCUGUAGACAUCGCCAACGGGAGAUAAUUGGGUUUUAACAAUGAGAAGUAUGGGAACAGAAAAAUCGCACUUCAGUAAAAAGCACUCAAAGGGAGUGAUUGGGAUGCUGUGUCAGGGCUAGAGCAAGCAGUGGGACUGAUUCACAGUCGGCAGGAGAGCCCUUCUAAAUGAGCCUGUGUGCGCUACUGGACCUGCUUUGAAAAGGAAUAAGGACUUAAUAGGAUGUCAACAGAGGCGGAACUCCAGCCGGCUGUGAGACCCAGCGUGAGAAAGGAAUCCAAGAAGAAAGGUCAGGACCGCAGUGAGGCCGGGCUGAUUAAACGCUUCAAGGGGGAUGGGAUCCGCUACAAGGCCAAGCUGAUCGGGAUUGAUGAGGUCACGGCGGCGCGUGGGGACAAGCUGUGCCAGGACUCCAUGAUGAAGCUGAAGGGAAUUGCCGCCGCAGCACGUUCGAAAGGAGAACACAAGCAGAAAGUCUUUUUAACCGUCUCCUUCGGAGGGAUCAAGAUCUUUGAUGAAAAGUCAGGGAUCCUUCAGCACCACCAUGCUGUCCACGAGAUCUCCUACAUUGCAAAGGACAUCACUGACCACCGCGCCUUUGGCUAUGUCUGCGGCAAGGAGGGCAACCAUAGAUUUGUGGCCAUCAAGACAGCUCAGUCUGCUGAGCCAGUGAUACUUGACCUGCGCGAUCUCUUCCAACUCAUCUACGAAAUUAAGCAGCGCGAGGAGAUGGAGAAAAAGGCACAAAAGGACAAGCAGUGUGAACAGGCUGUUUAUCAGACAAUUUUGGAGGAAGACGUAGAGGACCCAGUAUACCAGUACAUUGUGUUUGAGGCUGGACACGAGCCCAUCCGUGACCCCCAGUCAGAGGAGAGCAUUUAUCAGGUCCCUACAAGUCAGCAGAAGGAAGGGGUCUAUGAUGUUCCAAAACGGCACCCAGUGAGUAAUAUCAACCAGUUAGAGCUUUUUGGAGACAUGUCCACCCCUCCGGACAUCACCUCCCCUUCGACACCCGCAUCUCCAGCGAACACUCUGGACCCCUCCAUGGCACAUCAGCCCCCCUCCGAACUCUUUCCCUCCUUCAACCCUGCGUCUGUGCCCUCAGGUUACGUCACCAUGGGAGCCGUGCAGCCGGCGCAUUGGGGCCAGCAGCCGUUUGCAGCACAGGCACCCCUGGCUUUCGGCGUGCAGUCUCCCAUGCCGGUCGCUCAGGUCAUCCCCGGAGCCCAGCCCAUGAUCUGGGGCCAGGCUAACCUCUUCCCCGCCACUCAGCAGCAAUGGGCCGCCAUGGCGGGCGCAUUCCCCCCCACUGCCUUCAUGCCGACGCAAACUGUGGGCCCCCUGCCGGCCGCCAUGUUCCAGACGCUGGCCCCGGUGACGGCCGUGCCCCCCUCCUGCGAGCCUCCGGCCGCCUCCGCCACCAGCCCCCAGCACACGGACCGCUCCCGGCAGAAGAUGAGCAAGGAGAUGUUCAAGGAUUUUCAGAUGGCCAAGCCGCCGGCCAUGCCGGCACGCAAGAGCGAGCAGCCCAACCUGGCCUGCACCUCCGAUGCCUUCUCCAGCUACUUCAGCCGCGUGGGCAUGGCCCAGGACACGGACGACUGCGACGACUUCGACAUCUCUCAGAUGAACCUGACGCCCGUCACGUCCACCACGCCAUCCACCAACUCGCCCCCCACCCCAGCUCCGCGGCAGAGCUCUCCCUCCAAAUCCUCUGCCUCACAUGCCAGUGACCCCCCAACCGACGACUCGUUCGGGGAGGCGGAGGGCAGCCCCAGCCGAAGCGGAGAGGAAGACGCUGCCGGAGGCUCUCAGUCGCCCUCCACCAGUGAGCCGUGUGCAGAGCCCUCUGCUGAUCAGCCCAGUCCACAGGUCGGUAGCUAGAUAGCGCAGGUCAGGGGGAAGGAUCCUCUCUACGCCCAGAUUAACAAAGGGAAGAAAUAGGAACUCUGCACAGGUCUGAGCGGUGCUGGGGAAGACGGGAGGUGAAAGACUUUUAUUUGUCUCCCGGCUGUGCGUAUGCGUGAGCGCGUGCGAGUGUGUGUGGGUGCGUGUGUGUGUGUGUGUGUGGGAUUCUAUACUCCACUGCAACAGGUCUCCCCUUGACCACCCGGGCUUCUUCAAGCAGCCCUUUCUCCAGUGGAGCUAUCUGGCCUGUUGAGGCUAACACCGCUUCACUGUCUGACUCCCAAUCAAAACACGGAGAUACAAAUUUCCCCUUCCUUCCUCUCUUUCGUUUGUUUUUUUUACUGUACUUUCCUCGCCUGCAAGGACCCCUCUAUUGUCAAUGAGAUAGCAACCACAGCCGCAAGGACUUGUUUUUGUUUUUCUUGACCAUUUCCACAGCCAGCCUUAUUAAAGUUUCUCGACACGUAGUUUCUCACCAGAUCCCUCCAACACAACCUUCGCUGCACGUAGGACCAUGCGGAUUAGCACCUCCCUCCUCCUUCUCAACACAACACACACAGAGAUCAUUUCCUAUAAUAAUAAAAAAAUCUACAGAAUUACUGUGUUGCUGCAUAGGAUUGAUUGAAUGGAGCCUCUGGCUACAAUCACAAUGCAGAUAAAAUGUGUCAUUUGAUUCAAUGAGUGGAGUAAUGGAUUCAAAUCAUUUAUGGGAUUAUGUUUUAUUUUCUUUUUCUUUUUAUGUUUGAGUGUCUGCUGCUAGAGAGCUAUGCAGAAAAGACUUGCUCUGUGAACCCCUAGCUGAAGACACAAGGAGUGAUUUGCCAAAUUUCUCUUCAUGUAAAGACUCAGACGGAAGUUGAAAUGGACACUGAGGGGCAUGGAUAUUGCAAAUCUGAUUCUGUGAUUGAACUGUUCAUUCUCUAUAGCUUUUGUACAAUACUAAUUAAAAAAGACAUUGAAAUGGAAUUUUUAUUUUAUAAGUCAAUCGAGCCGUUGGGGUCAACUCUAUAAGUGUUUUAGGGUAAAAAUGGCUUUAAGGCAUCUGAACUUUGGUUUGCCAAAUUCAUUUUGUAAAUAAUAGUGUUCAUUGUUUCACCGGGACUUCUGCGGCAUAAAAUAGGCAGACCUCAGUGAUGCAAACUUUAAGUGGUACCCAAGCAAUAUCAGCAUUUUUUCCCAAUGGUUUAUUGUUGCUUUACUUUCUGUUCGCCAGUGAUAUUUAUGUAAAUCCACAGGAUUCGAUUUGGUGAAAGCAGCCAUUGCAGUACAGUAGGUUGAACUAAUCCAGAAUUAGCCUUUUCUCUGGUGAAGACUACUGCUGGUAUUCCACUCGAGCAGAGGUGUAUAGACCAGUAAUAAUUUCAACUUUGACCUCUGCUCCACAGGAUAGGGAGUUUCUAAGUGACAAGAAGUCAAGUAUAGAGGCAGAUUUGGUUCAGUCAUGCACCCUGUCUGAAAUAAAGCCAAAUUCUGCCCCUGUCUGCUCACUUCUCAAACUCAGGCCGAUGGCUGCAGUUUAACUAAAUCAAUUCCCUUUUAACUUGAUAGCGGUCUUUGACAUCAGCACAUUAUUAGUAAGGUUUUCUUAAGAUUGGAGAUCACCCCAACUUUGAUAUUUUGGGCACAAGUAAAAUUACCCAGUAAAAGUCGUAGGAUUCAAAUAAGCCAAACAUCGCGUCAAGGAGUGAACGGGAAAGAACAGAACAGCAGCAGGAUGUGAGAUAUUGUAAAAAAAGAAAAAAGAAAAGAAACACUUGUGUGGCUGUUAGGAAAACAAUAUUAAAUAGUUAUUCACCCAACCUGAUCUUGCAUCUUAUUAUUUUUGGACAUGGUUGCAUUAUUCACUGCUUGGCCAAAUGCCUGCCUCAUGCCUGUGAACAGAGAUUAAGUUGGGCACUUAAUUGGGGGGUUAUGUUUAUUGAAAACAUCUGAAAAGUGCUUCAUAUCAUAAGGUGUUUGCAAUGGCUGUUUCCAUCAAGAGCCAUCGCUGUUCAUUCACAGGUGUCUCCUGAGUCCACGUUAGAAACACUGCUCUGUACAUUAUAAGAGGUCACACUUGGGUAAAUGAAAAGAUAACACUGGAUGUGGUUCUAUGGCCUAUUAUCUGAUUGAGAAGGUCUGGCCUGCUUACUCCAAGCCAGAAAUAAGCCCUCUCUGUCUUUGCCAUUUGGUCCUGAUGAGGUUUGAAGUGUUUAAACAAACUGUUGAGUGCCAUCUCCAGGGCCAGGUGUGUGAAGUGGGGACUGGGGGAUGAGGACUGGAUGGCAGGGUUUGCUCUCCAUGAAUCCAGGGUUACUCCAGGCCAGUCAAAAUGACAGAAAACACACAAACACACAUACAGAGACACACAGACAACACACAAAAGCAAAAAUGUUUUUAGUUGUAGAUGGCCAGCUCCUACCACUAGAUCAUUCUUUAGGCCCAAAGGAGAAUCCAAACAGCCUUAUACAAAAACACAACAAGGGAGAAGCCCCAGAGAUCCUGCUUGUCUCAUGCGUGUUCCUCAAGACAAACUAGGGACUAUAGAUAUCAGUCUAUAUACUUUGAUUUGGGGUUGUCAGCCUUUUUUCAAUAAUUUCAUUGCCUGUCAUCAUCUACUUCCUAUUUUAUGGCCAGAGUCCCAAUUUAAUUUGAAUAAUUUUUGGACUAAGAUCUCAACUAAAUUUGAAAAAAAUGAAAAGAAAAAGGGAACAUUACUGUUUGAGUACAUUUCUAGACCUAUUUUAACUUUACCUCAGCUAACAGUUUGUUAAUGUAAAUUUACACAUUAUUUUUAUCUUUAUGAAUACAACAUUCUACAGUGGAUUUUUAGAGGAUUUUUGUUUUCUCUUGCUUUAUGUAUCCCACCAUGUAAUACUGUUACAAAUAAACACAUCCCAAAAGAG